AUGGAAGGGGGGCUCUCCUUGGACUACCUCCGCGGCAUCGGAUUCGCCGUCGCAGCUGGUUCGGGGGCCAGGGGCACGGAGGUCAAGACGGAAACGGAGCCGUCUCUUGCCGUGGGCGUCGCGAAAGGAUCCUCCCCCACGCUCCGCGUGCUGACGUUCAACGUUCUCUUUCCGAACAGCGAGACCAGCGGUGUGUGGUGGAUAUCCUGCUCCUCCUCCCUUGUCUGCCUCCUGCUGCUGUUCCUCAUCCUUGGCAUACGUUCACCCUCCUUCUCAUCAUCAUCAUCCUCGGUGGAUCUACAAGUACUUCGAUGCCGCUGA
This is a messenger RNA of Prorocentrum cordatum, 321 nucleotides long. The record is from the annotation of a GenBank genome assembly. NCBI's taxonomy places the organism in Eukaryota, Dinophyceae, Prorocentrales, Prorocentraceae.